Molecule: messenger RNA, 594 nt
Organism: Clonostachys byssicola
Lineage: Eukaryota; Fungi; Ascomycota; Sordariomycetes; Hypocreales; Bionectriaceae
Source: the annotation of a GenBank genome assembly
AUGUCACUUUUCCCUCGCUCCUUCCACCUAGCGGAACCUCGCUAUGGGGCCUUUUCGAGAUUCCUUGACGACAUUGCCCAUUACUCUCAUGGCCCUGGCAGUGGAGGGCUCUCUGAACAUAAGGCAAUCAAUCCAUUCCAACCCACCUUCGACGUUAGUGAGAUGGAAGAUGGCUACGAACUCCAUGGGGAACUGCCUGGCUUGGACAAGAAUGACAUCAAGAUCGAGUUUGUCGAGCCGCAAACCCUCAUUAUCCACGGCCAGGUUCAGAGGUCCUACACUAUGGGUGAACCACCUGCAGACGUGGCCGAAUCCAUGUCACUUGGCAGUGGUGGAUCUGAGACCAGCAGCCACAAGGGUAAGAAAGAGGGUCAGAUAGACAAGGCGAAGGGAUCCUCUCUCGCAGGCAAGAGGAAGGCUACAGUCUCUACCGAACCCAAGUUUUGGGUCGCUGAGCGGAGUGUUGGUCAGUUCUCGCCUUUCCCCAUCAUUAUUAAGCAGGACGGUGUGAUUGCAAGCCUGGACAAGGGGAUCCUGUAUAUAAAGAUUCCUAAGUGUGAAAAGACCCAGGGUUAUCAGAUUAUGAUAGAUUAG